Molecule: messenger RNA, 553 nt
Organism: Apis mellifera (honey bee)
Lineage: Eukaryota; Metazoa; Arthropoda; Insecta; Hymenoptera; Apidae
Product: oxidoreductase-like domain-containing protein 1
Exons: 2
Cellular component (GO): mitochondrion
Source: RefSeq, a predicted model, not a curated record
UAUCUACACAUCAAUAUAAAAAAUAUACUGGAUUUUAAAUCUAUAUCGUAUAUUGUUUAUGAUUAUAGUGACCAACGAGGUAAAACUACAAGGUGUAAUAAAAUAGUGAUGAACCUAAUUCAAUUUUCUCGAUUAAUUAUCAAAAAUAAAAGAGUUAAUUGUCAACAAAUAUAUUUUAAAAAAUCUGUCUAUGGAACAUCAUCAACGUUAUCAUCCGAGGAAAAAAUUACCGAAAAUAAUGAAAAUAACAAUGACUCCUCGAUAGAUGAUUUAUCAGAGCCUACGAAUUGUUGCAUGUCUGGAUGUGCAAAUUGUGUAUGGAUUCAAUACGCAGAAAAAUUAAGUGCUACUCUCAAAGAAAGUGACGUAGAUGUACAAAAAUUAAUCAUGGACAAAAUACAAGAUCCUAAUAUGAAAGCAUUUCUUUCAAUGGAACUUAGAUUUAGAAAUAUCAUUAAAGAUUAGAAAUAUUAUGUAUAAAACAUAUAUGUAUAUAUGUACAAAGUGAUGAAAUUUUAGAUAAUAAAUACUUAUGUUAAUUUAACUAACUUUA